CAAACUGCAACUGAACAUACUGAACGAAAACUAAAAAUCCUGCGUCCUUUAACGAAUCGCGCGACUGGCUCACGCUCAAGACUGGCUGCAGUGUUCCUGUUUGAGAAAUAUGGCAAUGCAGAUUUGAUAUUCUGCUCAACUGAUUAAUUAUCUUAGACCUAAAUUAACUUUUUGAAACAAAACAUGUUUGGUGUGAAAGCAUUUGAGCUUAUCCGGGAUCUCACCCUGACUGGUCCUGAGGCAUUGCCGCUUUAUAAUAGUGAAACUGUGAGACAAGUUUUGGAAGAGAUGAGAGUACUUUAUGAAAGGAACCAAAGAGAUGUGAAUAAUUCAGUGAAUGAAGACUCGAGCUACCUGGGAACAGUCCAUUUAAGGCACGCUGCCUUGGAAAGAAACAAAAGGUGCCUUUUGGCUUAUUUAGUGAAUAGACUCCAGAGGAUCAGGGACCUUCGAUGGGAUUUUGGGAGUGUUCUGCCAGGAGAUGUCGCAGGCUCUCUUUGUGAACAGGAGGUACAGUGGCUGCAGAACUACAACCGACAUCUAGCAACCUACAUGAGAGGACUAGAUGGCUUGGACCUGACUCAAGAGCACUGUCCACCAAAGUCACUGUGUUUAGAAGUGCGCUGUCUGCAAGAUUACGGGCUUUUUGAACUUGAAGAUGGUGAACAAGUGCUAUUAAAAAAAGACUCAAUCCAUUUGUUACCUCGAUCUGAGUGCCUUAUGUUGAUACGUCAAGGUGUCCUUGAGCACAUUCCUCACUGACCAAGUCUACAAAACGAGGGAUUGCGCCAAUUGAUAUCAAACCGAACACACCGAACCAAGAAAUGAAAUAUUCUUUUUGAAAUUAGUUGUCUUUUAAAUAAACUAUUUUCAUAAUUUAAUCUUGCAAUGAUAACAAA
Cloeon dipterum is the source of this 899-nucleotide messenger RNA. Its product is annotated as DNA replication complex GINS protein PSF1-like. The transcript has 4 exons. Gene Ontology annotation, cellular component: GINS complex. The record is from RefSeq and is a predicted model, not a curated record. Lineage: Eukaryota; Metazoa; Arthropoda; Insecta; Ephemeroptera; Baetidae. Gene Ontology annotation, biological process: DNA replication; DNA strand elongation involved in mitotic DNA replication. The coding region runs from base 184 to 762 and encodes 192 amino acids.